Messenger RNA from Gopherus flavomarginatus (Mexican gopher tortoise), 3269 nucleotides. It is a transcript of the gene OTUD6B, whose product is annotated as OTU deubiquitinase 6B. Gene Ontology annotation, molecular function: cysteine-type deubiquitinase activity. The record is from RefSeq and is a predicted model, not a curated record. Lineage: Eukaryota; Metazoa; Chordata; Testudines; Testudinidae. Gene Ontology annotation, biological process: protein deubiquitination. The coding region runs from base 151 to 990 and encodes 279 amino acids. The transcript is spliced from 8 exons.
GUCAUGGAGGGACUCGGGCGGGAGGAGCCGGCGGCGGACGACUUAGAGCUGCUCGUGAGGAGUCAGCGCAGGGAGAAGCGGGAGCUGCAGGAACUAUAAAAGAAGCCUUGAAAAAUUGUUGGCGCCCGCCACACUCUUCUGAAAACAUGAAUGUGCUACUGGCCACAAAAAGCCAAAAUUCAAGCUAUGAAAAAUGCUGUACCCAAGAAUGACAAAAAGAGAAGAAAACAGUUGAUUGAUGAUGUUGCCAGGCUGGAGGCAGAAAUGGAACAGAAGCACAAGGAAGAACUGAAGCAGCUAAAGGAAACUUUACCUGAGCAGAAUAAGGUAGAUUCUGUGGCUGAUAGUAUUGCAAGUUUUCAGCUUGAGGAAAGAGAGCAACAGAUGCAGCAACCUCGAAUAUCAAAAGCACAGAAAAGGCGGGAGAAGAAAGCUGCAUUGGAGAAGGAAAGAGAAGAAAGGAUAGCUGAAGCAGAGAGAGAAAAUUUAACAGGAGCCAGACAUCUUGAAAGUCAAAAGCUUGCUCAGAUAUUGGCAGCAAGGCAGUUGGAGAUUAAACAGAUUCCAUCAGAUGGCCACUGCAUGUACCGAGCUAUUGAAGACCAGCUCAAGAAUCAGCAAAACUCCUGGACUGUUGCAACCCUGAGAAGUCAAACUGCAGAGUAUAUGCAAAGCCAUGUUGAUGAUUUCCUGCCGUUUCUAACAAAUCCCAACACAGGAGACAUGUAUAGCCGAGGGGAGUUUGAAAAGUACUGUGAUGAUAUAGUCAACACAGCUGCCUGGGGUGGUCAGCUGGAACUAAGGGCUCUAUCACACAUUUUGCAAAAACCAAUUGAAGUAGUGCAAAUGGAUUCUCCUCCCAUUAUUGUUGGUGGUGAAUAUUCAAGCAAACCAUUAAUACUAGUGUAUAUGAGACAUGCAUAUGGAUUAGGAGAGCAUUAUAAUUCCGUAAAACUGCUAACGGACACUGCUACAGAAAAUGGUAGCUAGUAUACAAGUCAUAAGUCCACGUGGAUAAUGGGUGCCGCUUGACACUUCGAGCUGUUCAUCUGUGGAUGGUUCCCAAGAAAACUGGAAAACAAAAGUAACGGGAAGGAACUUUUAAGAAAGACAAAAGAUUUGGCUACAUAUCAGAAGUAGCAGUUUAAAACAGUACCUAGACUGCUGAUUUAGAUCAUGUUUUAGAAAAUAUUCUCUAAAAUGCUGGCUGUGUAAGCCGUUGCAACUUGCAUAGUUUGAGUAUUUUGGUUUACAUAACAUACUCUGCCACAGUGAAAAGAUCAAUAGUAUAUGUUUCAGGUAGCCUGUGUGUGGGUUUUUGUUUUUUUUUCCUGCUUCUGUGCAUUUCUACUGAAGAGUUGAUGUGACUUGCUGGCUCUUAUUAGGCCUUUUCAAGUAGAUUAUAUGGUGAUCAUGGAGAUUUUAUUAAGGCAUUUAAAUUACUGUUGAAUAAUAUUCUGGACUGGAGUGACCGUCAAGCUACUGCUUUAAUAGUCCCAACAGAUCAUAGCUAAAAUAUAUGUAAACAAUAGUAAGAACCCUCCUAAUACUUCAGUUACAUAAGAGCCAGAGGCAACGCCAGUGAUGCUGAGUAUACCCUUAUCUGACUCAAAAGGUUGCAAACCUAACUUCCGCUUUUAUGGAUUCUCUUCUUAAUUUUUUAAUCAGGUUUUGAAAACUUUCUUGUCUUCUGUUGCUGGCAUUUCUGCUUAUGGCUAUAAAUGACAAAACAUGGGUGAGAAUUGAUAACAGCAUUGCUGGUCCACAUAGUCCCACUUGUAGAACAGGGGACAUUCAACUUUUUGUUCUUUUGUAAUUUAUUUUUCUUUACAAUAGUUGGCAUUUCAGAUGAAGACUUAGUGAACUCGUCCAAACAUACUGUUCAUAGUGCUGCCAUUCCAUCAAAUCUGCAGUUUGGAAUGCAAUUUACAAUACUCAGGUGUGGUCUGUACUUAAAAUUUAGGUCAAUGUACCUACGGUGCUCAGCAGUGUGAAAAAUCCACACUCCUGAGCACUGUAGUCUUCCUGACCUAAUCCCUGGUGUACAUGUAGCUAAAUCGCUGGAAGAAUGCUUCCAUCAACCUACUUACUAUCGUUCGGGGAGAUGUUUUUUCCUACAGCAAUGGAAAAAACCCUGUCGUUGUAGGUUAUGUCUAUGUUAUGGGGUUAUACCGGCAAAACUUCAGCACUGUAGUUACGCCAAUAUAGUCCCUGUAGUGUAGACCCUGCCUUAUACAGCCAGUUGCAAACAGUUAUAAAAAUUGUCAUUUGUGUUGUCUGCUUUGCUUCUUUGACAUACAGAGAAGGCUUGAAACAUAUAAGGAAAGCCUGCCAAUACUAGGAAAUUAUUUUUUUAUAUAGACUGUUUAUAACUUUUUUUUUUUUUUUAACUGCCUGAAUAAACAAUUUGGGAGAAAAGCAGUUGUUAAAGAUGCAACAGUGCUGCCCCUCAGCUGAGGGCUGAAAGAGUUUAUAGUCCACAUCCAAAACAUAUGAGUUGUACAGUAAAACCAGAAAACAAAUUGACAUUCCUGAUACUAAUUCAUGCCUUACUUUUUUAUAAUAUAUAAAGAAGACACACAACCAACUAUUUUUUUUCUGUAGGUCAUUUAAUGAAAGCACUUUGUGGUCUUGCUGAAAGAGAUGCAAAUGAGGACUUUACCUAUAAAACAAGUAAAUUUGUAGUCUUACCACAUAAAGAAUGUUUGAUUAUGAAUUUCACAGCAUAGAGCCUGCCAGGCAAAACAAGUAUUAACCAAAUAUAACAUUGUUUGGCAAUCUUUAUUCAUUUGGUAUUUAUUGUAAGAACUGGAUGAACCCAAUUGAUGUCUUGAUUGCAGGAGUCAGACUUUUUUUUGCAAUGCCUGUUACCAGAAAUGGAUUCAUUAGUGAGAGAGAAUUAAUAUAGAAAUCUUCUUUAAUGCCAUAAAGAUUUUCACCAUAAUACAAUAAUAUACUGUUUUUAGUGUUACCUAAAAUUGAUGUAUUAGGCAGUGUACAUGCUGAUGUAUGUAGCUGAAUGGUGAAUAAUUGUCAGUUAAUUGAGAUUUGAUCAGAAUUUAUUCCUGGGUCACUAAUUGAAAGGGGGAAAAGAUGAUAUUGGAAUUCUGGAAUAUGUCUGUAUCCAACAAUUUGUCCAAUUUAAGAUGUUUUCAACUUGUACAAAGCAAAAUAAUAUUUAAUUAUAGUGAGCAAAGGACCUUUGCUCAUGCUGUAUGGGCCUUGCUUCCCCCUCCUUGCCCCUCCCCCCGCCCCCCCCCCCCCAAAAA